GAGCCCCGCGAUGUCCAGGAGGAAGCAGAGCAACCCCCGGCAGAUCAAACACACCUUUGGUGAAAUGGAGGAGGGAGGCGAAGCGCCUUUGGAAGACAGAAGCCACUUGGAGAGAGAGGGCAGCGCCUCGGACCGCGAGGGCUCCGUGGAGGGCGACUCAUCCAGUUCCCCUUGCAGCGAAGAGGCGGAGCCCAAAGAGAAUUCAGCCAGUCCGAAGGAGCCCGAUAAGCAAGAAAUCCCAGAAGAAUCCCAGGAGCCGGAUCCGUGGAACGGGCCAGGUGAGCUGGAGCUGACAGUGUCUGAGGACGAGAGCAAAGUCUUUGCCAGGCAGAACGUGCCGGAGGGCCUGUCCUGGGGUCCCUACCAGGGGAACAUUCACACUGAACCUGCCCCUUCUCCAGGGCAAGGCGAGACGCUGAACCCACCUGUGACCCUGAUGUUAGAAGAUGAGAAUUGCUGGAUCUCCAAGCUGCCUUUGGUUUCCGGAGAAGGAGAAGCGAACGUGGUGGUGUAUAAAAAGGAUGAGUCCAUCUGCUGCAAGACCACCAAGGCCAUCCCGGAAGGAGAGUCCUUGAAGGCGUUCGUCAUGGCGGAGCCGAUGGGCAUCCCCAGCCACGCGGUGAAAUCGGAGCCCGGAGGUCCGGCGGUGCUGCCCUCUGAAAUCCAGCUCCUGCCCCAGCAAGCGGGCAUGGCCGCCAUCCUGGCCACAGCCAUCGUAAACAAGGAUGUCUUUCCUUGCAAAGACUGCGGCAUUUGGUACCGCAGCGAGCGGAACCUACAGGCUCAUCUCAUGUACUACUGCGCCAGCCGCCAGAACGUUGCGUCCCCUGCGGUCGACGAGAAGCCCAAGGAGGCCUACCCCAACGAGCGAGUCUGCCCCUUCCCUCAGUGCAAGAAGAGCUGUCCCAGUGCCAGCUCCUUGGAGAUCCACAUGCGCAGCCACAGUGGAGAGAGGCCUUUUGUCUGCCUGAUCUGCUUCUCCGCCUUCACCACAAAAGCCAAUUGUGAGCGUCACCUGAAGGUUCACACAGACACCCUGAAUGGUAUUUGCCACAGCUGCGGCUUCAUCUCCACCACCCGAGACAUCCUCUACAGCCACCUGGUGACCAAUCAUAUGAUUUGCCAGCCAGGCUCCAAGGGGGAGGUCUAUUCUCCGGGCUCCUCAGUCCCUGCCACAAAAACACUCACCCCAGGUCUGAGCACGCCGGGCCCUGCCUCCACGCUCAAGUGCAGCUUCUGCGGCUACGUGGCGGACAGCUUGCCCAGCCUUCAGCAGCAUGUGGUUUUGCACAGUGCCGCAGCAGCAGCGGUUCUGCCCAGCUCAGAGCCCAAAGCAGCCCCAAACCAGCCGGAGACUUCCGCCAAGUCAGUAAAGACACCCCCUGCUGAGGAAGCAGAGGAUAGCUCCCCUCAACAAGAAAGAAGUUCCUUGACCCCCUCGAACGAUGCGGCACCUUUAGUGCGGGUUAAGGAGGAGCCUCCAGAUGAAGCAGAAGGCCCCAAACAUAUCUCCCCAGCGGGCUCAGCUACCGCUGCUGAGGCAGAACCAGACGCCUCCUCUCGGACAUCUUCUCCGCAUAGCCUGCGGUCUGUGAAGGUGAAGUCCGAGAUGGCCAGCCCCACUCCAGGGUCCAGCCCGGUGCCCAGCGAGCCAGGCUCGGGCACAUCCGGGGGCACGAUAUUCCUGCCACAGUACGUGUUCGGCCAUGAGGCCACCGUGGUCCCUCAGGCGUCAGAGAUCUUGGCAAAGAUGUCGGAACUGGUGCACAGCCGUCUGAAGCAGGGCCAUGGCAGCGUGCCUCCCGCCCUCUUCCCGGGCACCCCGGUGCCCAAGGGCGCCACGUGCUUCGAGUGCGAGAUAACCUUCAACAACAUCAACAACUACUAUGUCCACAAGCGGCUGUAUUGCUCCAGCCGCCGCGUGGCAGAGGAGAGCUCGCCUGGCCCCCGCAAGCUGAAAGCUGCCCCGCUGUCCGCCCCAAAAGGCCCCCCCACUCCAGGGGUGCUCCUGACGCCCCAGGCCCCCGGAGAGAGUCAGGUGAUGCAGGAGGGAGAGGCUGGGGGAGGCAGCCCUCCCUCCCUCCCAGAGAUCAAGCAAGAGGUCAAGGUAGAGGAGGGCGGGGCCAAAGCAAGCCCCUCCCCAGAGGCCGAUGGUACUGGGCGUAUGAGUGAAGACAGCCAGAGCCCCGGGGGCAGCUCUGUGGAGGAGCCCGACGAUGACCCCAGCCGAACCGUGUGCGAAGCCUGCAACAUCCGCUUCAGCCGCCACGAGACAUACGUUGUGCACAAACGCUACUACUGCGCCUCCCGCCACGACCCGCCCCUACGCCGCAGCGGCACCGCCGGCAAAGUGCCCUUCCUGCCGCAGCCAAUCCGCACUCGGAAGCGGCGCAAGCUGUACGAGAUCCACGGGGCCGCCAGCCAGCCCAGCAGCACGCUGGACGUCCCGCGCCCCGAGGUGCCCCCCGCGGUCCCGGCCCUCAUUUCCGUGGUCAAGAGCACCCCCUCGCCUAGCUCCAGCCCCGACGCUGAGGGACCGAUUGACCUCAGCAAGAAGCCACGCCUGCAUGGCGGGGAGGCGCUGCCGGCCCCGAUCCUGCCCCUGGCGGACUACCACGAGUGCACGGCCUGCCGCAUCAGCUUCCACAGCCUGGACAGCUACCUGGCCCACAAGAAAUACUACUGCCCAGCCACCCCGUUGCAGCCCAGCACGCUGGAGCAGCUGCAGAAAAUCAAGGGGGCCGUCCCCCCCCUUCUGAAACCACGAGGCAGCCCCGACCGGCUGAACGAGGAGCACGAAGGGGUACCGGUCAAGAUGGAGAAAACGGCGACUUCCUUGAGCUCCGUGGGCCCCCCGGCCCCCUAUCCUGGCCUGGACUCGCUGCAGCAGCGCUACCUGGAUGCCAAAGCCCUUCACCUCCACGCCGCCAAGGUGUCCCUGGCCGUGUGCCCCUACUGCCCGCUGAACGGGGCUAUCAAAGGGGACCUGGCGGAGCACUUCCGCAAUGCCCACGGCCUCUUUGUUGCCAAAACCGUGCCCGGGGCCACGUUGAUAGAGGCCACGCGGACGCUGGCCGAGAGCAGCUUGCUCCCCCCGCUUCCCGCCGCCUCCCCGCCGCAGCCCCUCCCCCGGUUGCACAAGGACAGCUUCAACGGCAAUGAGGCGCCCGUCCCUUCAGUGUCCAACGGGAGCCCCCGGCCGACCCUCUCCCCCCAGCCCGGCCUUCCCGUCUCCCCUUCCCUCCCCUUGACCGCCUCCCCCCUGCCAGAGGCCCCUCCCCGCACCCCUCCCGGGUACACGGACAAGAGCGUGCAGACCCCGCCCGGCAAAGGGCCCCCCACCCCCGUCGCCAACGGCAACCACCGGUACUGUCGCCUCUGCAACAUCAAGUUCAGCAGCCUGUCGACUUUCAUCGCCCACAAGAAGUAUUACUGUUCUUCACACGCUGCCGAACACAUCAAAUAGCACUUU
This is a messenger RNA of Heteronotia binoei (common prickly gecko), 3472 nucleotides long. RefSeq names its product zinc finger protein, FOG family member 1 (gene ZFPM1). Bases 11 to 3466 code for a protein of 1151 amino acids. NCBI's taxonomy places the organism in Eukaryota, Metazoa, Chordata, Lepidosauria, Squamata, Gekkonidae. The record is from RefSeq and is a predicted model, not a curated record. Gene Ontology annotation, cellular component: nucleus. Gene Ontology annotation, biological process: erythrocyte differentiation; heart development; positive regulation of transcription by RNA polymerase II. The transcript is spliced from 10 exons. Gene Ontology annotation, molecular function: RNA polymerase II-specific DNA-binding transcription factor binding.